GGGGACAAAUGGGCAAAUAUUAAACAUCAAACUGCCCGCCCGACGUCUCUUCUCUCCGCCCCUCCCUCUCUCCGUCCCCGAGCCCAAGCUCCCUAAUCCCUAAAACUCUAUUCUCAUUCGCCUCGUCCAGCCCUCGUGCUUUGACUCUCUCACUCACACACACUCUCUCUCUCUUGAUUCAUACAUACAUACACUCCACGCCUGUCCCACAUCUCAUACUCGUCCCUCGACUCUGUCUCUCUGCUACAUCCUCUACAGUCGUCUGAUGUACUUCUCUCCUUCAUGAACGCCUAAUGGCGAGUUCCUCCUCUACUUCGUUCCCGUCAUGAAGACCGUCACGAAUGUAUACGCUGUCUGCGCCUUCGCCGCCCUUGGCGGCUGCUUGUUCGGCAUGGACAUCGCAAGCAUGUCAGGUGUGCUUGGAACCUCGGCGUACAAAAACUACUUCAAUCAUCCACGAAGCUUCACCCAGGGCUACAUCACGGCCUCCAUGCCCUUGGGCUCCAUCUUCUCAACUCUCGGUUCGUCUUGCAUGUCGGAUCGCUUCUCGCGCAAAAUUGCCAUCCAGUUGGCCUGCAUUCUGUGGAUCAUCGGAUCUGCGUAUGUCUUGCAUAGUCUAUCAAAAUGUCCGACGCUGAUUAUUCUCCGCAGACUCCAAUCCGGAAGCAAUGGCGUCCCUAUGCUCUGCGUCGGACGUUUCGUUGCGGGCUUAGGUGUUGGUAUCGCCUCUGCGGUCGUGCCUGUCUACCAGGCCGAAAUUGCCCCAAAGGAAAUCCGAGGCCGCGUCGUGACUUUGCAGCAAUGGGCUAUUACUUGGGGCAUCUUGAUUCAAUACUUUGUGCAGUACGGUGCCUCUCACGUAGGCAAUGGACCGGACUCUCCUACUCAAAGCACCGCUGCUUUCCGCAUUCCGUGGGCCCUCCAAACCAUUCCCGCUUUCAUUCUCGCCAUCGGCCUGUUUUGGUUUCCCUAUUCUCCUCGUUGGCUCGCGGGCCAGGAUAGGUGGGAGGAGGCCAUUAUGGUGCUGGCUGACCUGCAUGCCCACGGUAAUGUCAAACACCCAAAAGUCCUGGCGCAGUACCGCGAGAUUGAAGAAGCCCUGCGAUUCGAGAAAGAGGUGGCCGCCGCGGGCUGGAGCGGCCUUCUGGACAAGAAGAUUGCGAAGCGCGUCCUCAGUGGCAUGUCCGUCCAGACCUGGGCUCAGCUCUGCGGCAUGAACGUCAUGAUGUACUACAUUGUCUACAUCAUGGAAACCGCAAACAUUGGCACCCCCCUCCUCACAGCCUCCAUCCAAUACAUCAUCAACGUCGUCCUCACCCUUCCCGCAAUCCUCUACAUCGACACUUGGGGCCGCCGUCCCACGCUCCUCCUCGGCGCCCUCUCCAUGAUGGCCCUCCUCUUCACCUCCGGCGCCCUACAAGCCAUCUACGGCACGCCCACCACAGUCCCAGACUCCGACCUCUCAUGGCACAUUGUCGACAACGCGCCCGCAUCGCGCGGCGUCGUCGCCUGCUCCUACCUCUUCGUCGCCACCUUUGCCGUCUCCUGGGGCCCCGUCUCCUGGACAUACCCGGCCGAAAUCUUCCCCAACCGUGUGCGCGCCAAGGGCACCAGUCUGACGACAGCAACAAACUGGGUGUUCAACACCGUGCUUGCGUUUGCCGUGCCGCCGCUGCUGUACCGCAUCGGCUGGCGCAUGUACAUCCUCUUCGGCACCUUCAACGCCAUCGCCUUCGUGCAAGUCUUUUUCACCAUCCCCGAGACGAAGCAGUUCAGCCUCGAGGAGAUGGACGCCGUUUUCGAGGGCCCCGCCUGGCGCGGCCCCAAAAAGGAGAGUCGGCUCGAUGAUCUCGAGCUGCAGAUUGAGUGCGGCGUCGUCGAUGUGCGGGGGCCCAAGGGCUUGGAUUGGGAGGAUCGCGGCAGUUGGGAGGGCAGCUCGAGCAUGUCGAAGGGUGGCAUUGGCGUCGAGACCACAGUGGAGAUGCGCGAGAGCUGGGUGGAUAGUGGUGGUUGGGCGGGGCCGGGUCGUGCGCUGUGAGACGUGCGUCGGGUUCCGGGUUCUGGGCAUGGC
This is a messenger RNA of Pseudovirgaria hyperparasitica, 2071 nucleotides long. Its product is annotated as general substrate transporter. The record is from RefSeq and is a predicted model, not a curated record. Lineage: Eukaryota; Fungi; Ascomycota; Dothideomycetes; Acrospermales; Acrospermaceae. The transcript is spliced from 3 exons. Bases 326 to 2038 code for a protein of 570 amino acids. Gene Ontology annotation, biological process: carbohydrate transport; transmembrane transport. Gene Ontology annotation, molecular function: carbohydrate:proton symporter activity. Gene Ontology annotation, cellular component: membrane.